Molecule: messenger RNA, 8157 nt
Organism: Sceloporus undulatus (fence lizard)
Lineage: Eukaryota; Metazoa; Chordata; Lepidosauria; Squamata; Phrynosomatidae
Gene: PHF2
Product: PHD finger protein 2
Exons: 22
Coding region: 834-4052 (1072 amino acids)
Biological process (GO): regulation of transcription by RNA polymerase II; protein demethylation
Molecular function (GO): transcription coregulator activity; histone demethylase activity
Source: RefSeq, a predicted model, not a curated record
GCUUCGCCCCCCGCUUUCCUGGCUCCCCGUUGCAGCCAGUCCCUCCCCAGCCCCACCGGAGAGGAGAUAUUACAAUGUUACAAGCUGACGUAAGGACAUUGCAAGGAAAGGGCUACAUUAUUUCGGGAGGGUUUAUUAUGAUCUGGGCAAAGAAGAAGAAGAGCCGCCGUCCUGGACUGUCACCAGAGGGCAUGCCAUAAAGGCAGGAUCGGGAUCGUCCAGACCAGAUUAAACAAGGAGGAGAAGAAGAAAGGAGGAGGAGGAGGAGGAGAAAAAUCUAUCUAUCUCUCCCUCUAUAAAGGAAAGCGCCUCCCGACUGCUCCCGCCAAGAACCAUGGAGCCAAACUUUCGGAGAGCCCUGGCUGACCGUGAUGGUGAUGAUGAUGGUUUCCGUGCUUAUUAUUCUAUGAUUUUCGACAUGAUUGCAACCUUGAGGAUCGCGCCUUGAAUUCUCCUGGAUUUGUUUUGCGGCCGCCUUUGCUGUUGCUGUUUCUUCUCCUCCUUUGCUCCUUCUCUCUCUCUCCCUCCCUUCCUUAAUCAUUUCCACCCUUCUUUGCCGACGUCUCUCCAGGCCUGGCGGAUUUGUAGUUUCUCCUCCGGCCAAGGAGGAGAAGAGAGGAGAGGAGAGAAGCCAAGAAGCGAGGCGCCUUGCCUUGCCUUGCCUUGCCUGCCUUUCUGCUCCGCUGCUGGGUAGGCAGGCCAAAUACACAAAAAGGGAAAGCGGCGGCGGCGGCGGCGGCAGCCCACCCCAUCCUCCUCCUCCUCCUCCUGCUGCUGCUGCUCGUCUCUUGAUAGGCUUCGGGAGUCCAGCGUUGUUUUGAAGGGGAGCUAACAUGGCGACGGUGCCCGUCUAUUGCAUCUGUAGGCUGCCCUACGACGUAACCCGCUUCAUGAUCGAGUGCGACGCUUGCAAGGACUGGUUUCACGGCAGCUGUGUUGGUGUAGAAGAAGAUGAGGCACCAGAUAUUGAUAUCUACCACUGUCCAAAUUGUGAGAAAACCCAUGGAAAAUCUACUUUGAAAAAGAAAAGAAAUUGGCAUAAGCAUGACACAGGUCAAACUAUGGAAGUCAAACCUGUACAAAACGGUAGUCAGGUCUUCAUCAAGGAACUCCGAAGUCGAACAUUCCCAAGUGCUGAAGAUGUGGUAAUAAAAGUGACCGGAAGCCAACUAACAGUUGAAUACAUGGAAGAAAAUGGAUUCACAGAGCCUAUUCUUGUUCCGAAGAAGGAUGGCUUAGGCAUAUCAGUUCCUGCACCAACUUUUUAUGUUAGUGAUGUCGAAAAUUAUGUUGGACCAGAAAGGAGUGUGGAUGUCACUGAUGUCACCAAGCAGAAAGACUGCACGAUGAAGCUAAAGGAAUUUGUUGAUUAUUAUUACAGCACCAACAGGAAACGAGUCCUCAAUGUAAUUAACUUGGAAUUUUCAGAUACAAGAAUGUCCAGUUUUGUAGAAUCUCCUGAUAUUGUCAAGAAACUCUCUUGGGUACACAAUUACUGGCCUGAUGAUGCUUUGCUGGCAAAACCCAAAGUGACCAAAUACUGCCUGAUCUGUGUGAAGGACAGCUAUACAGAUUUUCACAUAGACUCCGGUGGAGCCUCAGCCUGGUAUCAUGUCCUGAAAGGAGAAAAAAUAUUUUAUCUCAUCAAACCAACUUCUGCAAAUAUUUCCCUUUAUGAACGCUGGCAGUCAGCAGCCAAUAAUAGUGAGAUGUUUUUUGCUGACCAAGUGGAUAAAUGUUACAAAUGCACAGUGAAACAAGGACAAACACUCUUUAUCCCAUCAGGAUGGAUUUAUGCAACUUUAACUCCUGUGGACUGCCUAGCUUUUGCGGGACAUUUUCUACAUAGCUUAAGUGUUGAAAUGCAGAUGAGAGCAUAUGAAGUUGAAAGACGAUUAAAAAUUGUCAGCUUAACCCAGUUUCCCAACUUUGAAACGGCAUGCUGGUACACAGGAAGACACCUGCUGGAAUCAUUCAAAGGACUGCACAAAGCUGGAAAGCAACCUGCUCCUCAUUUAGUCCAGGGAGCAAAAAUUCUAAAUGGUGCUUUCAGGGCUUGGACAAAAAAGCAGGCUUUAGUGGACCAUGAAGAUGAACUCCCAGAACAUUUUAAACCAGCACAACUCAUUAAGGACCUUGCCAAAGAAAUAAGAUUAAGUGAGAAUGCUUUGAAAGUCAAUAAACCUGAAGUGAGUGCCAGUGUGAAUGUUGAGGAGGUCAGUCCAGUGGAGAAAGAAGAAAUACCAUCGCCUGCACCACGGACUCCACCACCCCCACCACCCCCACCAUCGCCACCUCCGCCACCACCAGUUGAAAAAGCCCCCAAGAAGAAAACUCCAAAAGCAACGAAAGUCCCCAAACCUGCUAAACUAGCCAAGCCACCGAAGCCCCCCAAGCCUCCCAAGCCUCCCAAACCGCCCAAGGCACCAAAGGUGAAGGGUGAAGGGAAGAAAAAAGGCAAGAAAACAAAAGAAGCUCCUCCUCAACCUGCCAUUCCUAACUUGGACCUUCUUGAGGCUCACACAAAAGAGGCCCUAACCAAGAUUGAAACACCAAAGAAGGGAAAGGCUGCCAAGAAUGCUGUGAGUCCUCCUAAUAAAGAACCUGCUGAAAAGCAAAAUGAGGUGGAGAAGUUUGAAAUUCGGGAGCAAAAUAAGACCAAAACAGAAGCAAAAUGGAAAUAUAAGAACAGCAAACCUGAUUCAUUAUUGAAAAUGGAGGAGGAACACAAAUUAGAGAAGACACCCUUAUCAGGAAACAAGGACAAUAAAUUUAUGUUUUCAUUUUCCAACAAGAAACUGUUGGGUUCAAAGGGAGUGAAAACACAGUUGAAUCCUGGUAUAUUUGGAUCACUGCAAAAUUUCAAAGAAGAUAAAACAAAACCUGUGAAAGAUGAGUAUGAGUAUGUCUCAGAUGAUGGAGAAUUGAAAAUUGAUGAAUUUCCAAUUAGAAGAAAGAAAAACACUACAAAGAGAGAUUUGUCCUUUUUAUCAGAUACAAAAGAAACUGCACAUCCCACACCAGUGAAGAAAUCAAAGGUGGAAUCUGUAUUGUAUAAGAGUGAUGACUCCUCAGAUGAAGAUUCUCUCCACAUUGACACAGAAGCCAAGCCAGGGCGCAAUUCAAAAGGAAAGAAAGAAACUGGAAGCUCAGCAGGCAUCCUGGAUCUUUUGCAGGCAAGCAAAGAAGUUGGGGGUUUAGAGUAUAACACCAACAGUCAGCCACCUGCAUCUCCCAGCACACAGGAAGCCAUCCAAGGAAUGUUGUCUAUGGCAAAUCUCCAGUCUUCGGAAUCCUGCCUACAGCCUUCAUGGGGCACCAAUCAGGCCAAGAAUAACUCUGUGUCUGCCCCAAACUCCAAAAAAACUGGAAGUAGCAACAACAAAAAUGCAGGCAAGAGGUUACUGAAGAAGAGUGCGAAAAACAACAUUGCCAUUGAAGAUUAUGAUGAGGACCAGGAUCAUUUAGAUGCCUGCUUUAAAGAUUCUGAUUAUGUUUAUCCCUCCCUUGAAUCAGAUGAAGAUAAUCCAGUAUUCAAGUCCCGAUCAAAGAAGAGAAAAAGUUCGGAUGAUGCACCAUAUAGCCCAACAGCAAGAGUUGGUCCAUCAGUACCUCGGCAAGACAGACCUGUCCGAGAAGGUACAAGAGUUGCCUCAAUUGAAACUGGACUGGCUGCUGCUGCUGCCAAGUUAUCACAGCAAGAGGAACAAAAGGGCAAGAAGAAAAAGAAUGCCAAAAAGAAAUUAUCACCCAACAAUGCAAAUAAACUUCCUCAGGAAGGCAGCUCUCCUGAGUCCAAGUUGGAGUCCCACACCAGUGGUUUACCAGACCACGAGUAUACAGCUGGAGCAAGCACAUUUGGGGUCGCCCAAGUAAACAGAGGGUCUCAGCCCAUGGCUCCGGGAGUUUUCCUUACACAGCGGAGGCCCUCAUCAUCAUCACAGAACAAUGCAGCUGCCAAAGGGAAACGUACAAAAAAAGGCAUGGCCACUGCUAAGCAAAGGCUUGGGAAGAUUUUGAAAAUUCAUCGGAAUGGAAAACUUCUUCUUUAGAACUCAGCCACAGUUGAGACUGUAUCCAAGUUCAGAAUGGCCUGAGCUGACACUAACUCUUCAACUCUUGAAGGACUGCAGUAGUAUUGUGUGACAUCUUCGGGACAAUACCAGUUAACUUUUUGCCACCACUUUAAUAAAUUCUUUUUAACUUUCAGCAGUUAAACAUGUACAGAAUACUGCUAUAAAUAUUUUUUAAUAUAGAUGUCCUUUCUCAAAUUGCUGAGAGUGACUAAUUCGCAAAAAGUUAAUACUCUGAGAUGCUGAGGAUCAUUCCAGUUUUAGGAAAGUAUCCCUUUAACUUGUUUAUAAGUGAAGAAAAAUCAGUUGUUUUUAAAAGUAUGCACAUUAAUUUUCAGUUAAUGCUACAUUUAUCAAAGCUGUACCAAUUUUAAAGAGGUAUCUGGUUAAGUGGCAGGAGAUGAGUUUUUUAAAAAAAUUGCUCAAACUGAUUUGUAGAGAGAAGAGAUUUCUGCCAUUAUUGUGUGAUAAUACCUUCAAGAAGUAAUUUGAGUAAUGCAAUAUUUAGUUUUCUUUACCCAGAUCAUGGUAAAUAUGUUUUGCUCAAAGAGAUAUUGAAAUUGCACUUCAGCACCACUAAAAAGUUUCCCUGUAACCAGACACCAGACAACUGUGGGUGAAUUUAUUUAUUUUUAUGUGCAAUCCAAGGUGAAAUCUGAACAUUAUGGAUCACAAAUCAGAUCCAGUUGGGUUAUGAUUUGGGCAAGGACUCCUAAAGGUCUCGUGCAGCUCUCUGAAAAUCAAUGGGAAUUUUUCCGUUACCUUCGGUUGGUGCUUGACUACAAACACAUUCAUAAAUAGAUUUCUAACUUUCCAACUUUUUCUUAUCUGUAAGGUUUUGCAGUGUUUUAAACCACCAAUUUGUGUGCUGUCCAUGCUCAUUGUCUCUGUUUCAUCGCUGCAAAUCAAUACGUAAUAGAAGUAGCCUUGUCUGAAUUUACCAAAAAAAUACCCUUAAACUAAAAUCUCAUAAACAGAUGCACAUAACCAGGGAAAAGUAACUGGCACUUCAGAAGUAAAAUCUGGAAACAGUGGCUGCAUUUGGAGGCACUUUUUAAAAAUUAUUAUCAGCUGCUCUAACUGAGCUUAUUUACAUGAUCAUGGAAACAGAGGGCUAUUUUCCCUUCCUAGAUGUUGAUAGUUCAGGGAUCCUGUUUUGGAAUGAUGCCCAUUGUUCACCAGAGAUUAUGUGUCCUUGUUAUUUUGAGACCAAUUUGUAUAUUUGUGCCAAGAUGUUUGGGUUUCCUUGCUUACAGUGUUUGAAAUUAUGGGAGAUACUAAUUGUGGAUGAGAAGCCAGUGGCUCAGUUUCUUACAAAGACAGGGGUGCUGUGCCUGUUAAUCCCACUAUUUGAAGUCCCACACACAAUGGAAGCUGGUACUUUCCAUGUUAAAUUAGGUAGUGAAUCUACUCUAGGUUAUAGUUUGAACUUUGAGAGAGCUAUCAAAGGUGUGAACCUUAUCCCCAAAAUACAGUCAGCACUUUGGAUAGCUCCUUUAAAAUUCAAGCUAAAACCCAGAGCAGAAACCAUCAGCUGCUACUGCUAACAUUUCAGUCUCCCCAUUUAAAUGAUUUUCAGCCUACUGGUGUGGGAUCUAGCUGGAUGGAAAGGGUAAGCAUGUCACAAAAGUAAUGUGAUAUGUAACGCUUACAAUACUAUGCAUGUUUACUUAGAAGUAAGUUCCACAAAGUUCAGCAGAGUUUAAUCCCAAGUAAGAAAAUGUAAGAUUGCCAUGUUAGUUGGUUAUAUUCUUACUUUUUGGAAACUUGCCACCUUAGUUUGCCAUUAUCUUACAAUGACCUUUGAAUUGUGUCUAACCAAACAGAGGUUCAUGACUGCACUAUUGUUGAUGCAAUCAUUUAUUAUGAAAAAGGCACUAGUUAACCUGGAUUUCCUUUCCCCAGAACUUGCAAUGCUAUUUUAAAGCAAGCAAUUAGAAGUGUAAUUGGUUAUGAAACAAUGUUAGAAACCUCUAUUUUAAUGCCUAUUGUGUUUUUAGUUUUUGAAAAUGUAAGUAAAUGAUUGAAAAUUUGGGGGAAAGGGAUCUUAGAAUGCCCAUGUUGUUGUUGUGUGCCUUCAAGUUGUUUCUGACUUAUGGCAACCCUAAGGUGAACUUAUCAUGGCUUUUUCUAGGGCUGAAAGUAUAUGGUUCGCCCAAGGUCACCAGUAGUUUUCCAUGGCUGAACAGGAGAUUGAACCCUGAUCUCCAGAGUUGUAGUCCAACAUUCAGACCAAUAUAUCAUGCUGGAUCUAGAACAGAAUUAACAGAAUUGGAAACAAUUUUUAAAACACUGCACCAAAACAAAUUAUAAUACAAUAAUAUAAUUUAUUAUCAUUUUUUAAAGAGAAGGAGCAUUGUUAAGCCCUCAUUAGUCUCCCCCCCCCCCAAUAACGGUCUAAAUUUAAUUGCUAGUCCCAAGUAGAUAAGUUCCACUGAAUCCAUUGCUACAUGGUAAGUCAACCCUUAUGUAAGUUCUCUUGAAUCAAAUGCCCUACUUUACUUGAUUUAAGCCAAUAUGUUACAGGUAAAAUGUGCAGGCUACUUGUAGCCAGUUACUUCCAGCCUCCUUUUUCCCUUCUUUUUCCAUUCAGCCUUGAUCAUGUAAACAAGCCAGAAAAACAAAUGAGCAAAGAAGCUGUCUUCAGAUGACUGAGAAUACAAGCAAGCACUUAUCAUCUGCUCCAUUACCAAACCCACAUUCCUCAGUGCUUCUUUUGGGAGGAAGAAGUGCAGGUGGCUAAGUGCUAUAAAAGUGUGAGAUGAGCACAAGCUCUUUAAAAAUAACUUUAAAAAGCCCAUAAACCCAUUCAAUAUUUGAACAAUAAUGGAUCACCGUUUAGGCAAGCCUUGAUACCAAGGCAUAUUAUGAGCUAGAAAGACUGUGUGGCCCUGUCAGUGAUAUAGCUAAGGCUUCUGACAUCCAUAUCAAAGCACUUCCUAUCAGAUUCAUUCAUCUGAAGAGCAAGGCUGCUGUAUGCACCCAGGUGUCUGAUAAGAUGAGAGCCAAGCUUAUUGACAGUUUAACUGGAUACUUGUUGUCUCUUAACUCUCUUGGUGUUUGGUGUAGAGUGCAUUAUUUUACAUUAAACUUGCUUGUCUGCAUAUAAACACUUAAGGAGUUAAAGUUGUUUCUCAGGCAAUCCCAGGUUUUCAUUUAUAGAUAUGUUUCCUAAAGCAUAUUUUUUCAUAGAAUGUAGCCUGUAAAUAGCUUUUUAAAAAAUACCUUCUUUUUAUAAGAGCAAAUUAUCUCUAGGCAUUUCUUUCUAUAGAAUAAUUCAUUAACCUUUAUACAGAUUUUUUGCUGAGUAUUAUGAACAGUUGUAUUGUAGGUUCUUGACUCUAAGAGAGGAAUUUUGGGUUUUGUUUUUAUUGUGUUAUGUUUCCCUUUUUUUAAUUUUGGCAUUGCCUGAAAAACAAUUAAAACUUUGUGCAGCCUUAUACAGAAUGAAUUAUUAGUACAAAAAUGAUCUAUUUAAGACACAUUAUGAAGAGGAAUCUUCAACUUUAUAAUACCAGCUCCUUGUUUCAAUUCUUGUAUUAUGAGGGGAUACAAUUAUUUUAUUAGCACCUUGUGAAGUGUUUCUGUGUUUUGUGAUGAUGUAAUUUAUUAAUGUUUGUAGCUUUUUAUAUUUGUACAUUUCUUAUGAGCUUUGUUUAUAUACACAUUACCUGGAUGUGAUGUCCAUGAGGAAAAAAAACAGCUACAGAAGACAACUGAGGCCUUAUUAACUAACCUUUCUACAGUUAUGAUGGGGAGGCUGGGUCAGAACUCUAGGAAACAAAAAAUGUUAGUUCAAUAGGGCCCCAGGGUUAUGGCGAGCAGGUUUUUUAAGCUUCCCUAGUAUCUUGUUCUUGUCAAGCAUUUCUAUAAUAUAACGCAGACAUCAUGCUGGUUUUUUAUUAUUAUUGUUGUUGUUAUUAUUAUUUUCGCAACAUGUACAUUUCUAACAAAGUUUAUUGUGGCUAUCUAUUACAGUGUUUUAUUUACUGAUUCAUAUCAAAUGCUCUUGUAUCAAGUCCAUGAAAUCUAAGUAAACUUAGAUGAAAAUUUUAAAAGUAAAAUAUUUCAGGUUUUGUAUAGA